Messenger RNA from Moneuplotes crassus, 2032 nucleotides. The record is from the annotation of a GenBank genome assembly. NCBI's taxonomy places the organism in Eukaryota, Ciliophora, Spirotrichea, Euplotida, Euplotidae.
GAGGUUAAACUAUUAGACCAAAAUAGAUAUGUAUCUGAGCAUAAGCAAGUCUUGCUGAAUGCAACUCAGAGUAAGGAAGAUUCAGCCUCAAUGGUGAUUGAUAUCAACAAGAGUGGGAAAGGCUUGGACUCUAGCAGUUAUUCUCCUCCCUUCAAUGAUAAGAGAAUGGGACAGAAGGACGAUGGUGAUAGGUUCAGGGAGGUCUUUAACGAUCAGUAUACAUAUUCUCGACGCUCCAGAGCCUCUCAAUUGUAUGAGAACAGAAUGUCAUCUAGUUCGGUCACCUGAAGGAGUUCAAUUACAAACGAUAACUUUUAUACACAUUUCUUAGAAGAUAUCGAGUUGAGAUAAAGUUCUUUCAAGUUGAAAAGAAGCUUAAGGAAAAUCCAAAAAAGUUUUAUCAAGAGAUAGAUAAUGAAGGAAAUACUAUACUUCAUCAUGCUUGUGAGAGAAAUGUAUUUCAGGUUGUAGAAUGGAUCUUGAAUGAACUCUUUGAUCACGAGAAGAUGAAAGUCAAAGGUUUAGAUAUCAGUAUUUCAAGGACAAAGUAUAUAAAUAAGAAGAACAGGGCUGGCCUCACUGCUCUACAUUUUUCAGCUUUCAGAGGGAAUGUAAAAAUGAUUAAAUUUUUGGUAAGGAGAGGGGCAGAUACAUUUGUUAAAGAUAAUGAAGGGAAGAAUGUGGUUCAUGCUUCUGCACAGUCAGAACAAGUUGCAGCGAUAUACUAUUUCCUGAAUAAUCAUAGCAUAAAUAUUGAUGAAGGUGAUAAAAAUGGAUCUUCUGCUUUGCAUUGGGCAGCUUACUUGCACUGAGAAAUUUCCUUAACAUAUUUGAUUGCUUGGGGAGCUGGAGUAAAUAUUCAAGAUAUUGAUGGAAACACUCCUCUCCACUUAGCAGUUCUAAGCGAAGGGGAAUUUCCUAUUAGAUGAGUUAAGAUCUUACUUCUUAAAGGAGCUGCAAGAUUAUUGAGAAACUCAGAAAAUCAUAUUCCUAUUGAGUUAGUCAAUGACAAUGAGUAUAGAGACGAGUUGAUGAGAGAUUUGAGGCCUCCUACUAUUUGGAAAUGUUUUAUGUUGAGUGUUCCACUUACAAAAAUGAAAUAAAGAGUGGUCAACACUUAUCUACUUUUUGAUUUUCAUUACCUUCUUACAAUUUGGAUUUGUAAUGCUGGUAUACCCACUGAUGAGAGGGCAUUCCCGCCCAGGGAUUUGGACUGUUGACCUAUUUUUAAUCGUCCUCAUGAUAAUAUUUUAUGUUAUUGCAACUAUAAAAGAUCCUGGAUACUUAAAAGAAGAUCCUUCUAUUGAUUUCCAAUCAUUACUGUGUAGUACAGAUCCAUAUAAUAUUUGCCCAGAUUGUAAAAUACUCAGAACUCCAAGAAGCAGACACUGAAAUAUCUGCAACAAAUGAGUAGAGAGAUUCGAUCACCACUGUCCAUACCUAAACAACUGAAUUGGGUAUCGAAAUCACUUUUGGUUCCUUCUCUUCAUCAUCAGCAUAACAAUAAUCCUCCUGUUCCACAUAAUCCUACUGAUAUACAAUGUUACCUCUCAAAGGGAGAAUUUAACAGCCCAUUCAUGGACAUUCAUGAGUCACUUAUCACCUCAAAUAUGGUUGAUCUGAUACUCAGUAUUCUUUCUGGGUUCUUGAAUCAUUUUCCUGCCAUUCGUUGGGAUCCUCUCCUUUGUUCAUCUCCAGAAUUUCAGUAAAUAACAUGACUACGAACGAAAGGUAUUCUAAGAACAGACAGAAUGAUGGGGACAACAACUCUGUGAUUACUAAGACUCUUUCUGGAGAUCUGAAUCCUUCCCAGUUGCAGGCUAGUUCCCAAGCCAGGAAUUCGAACAGUGUAGUCGAGGAAAGUAAGGAUUCGAAUGGGAAUUCAAUGAGGGAAACUUUCAUCGGGCCGAGCAAUCCGAGCUGUUUUGGCAAUUGUGUGCGAAUGAUUAAGUAUAAAGAACCCUCUCAGAAGAAAAUGUAUGACGAGAUCAUUGGGGCUUAAUUAAGAGUUUUUAUUCCAUUUUGACUUGGC